Megalops cyprinoides (Indo-Pacific tarpon) is the source of this 3280-nucleotide messenger RNA. RefSeq names its product inhibitor of growth protein 5-like. The transcript is spliced from 8 exons. NCBI's taxonomy places the organism in Eukaryota, Metazoa, Chordata, Actinopteri, Elopiformes, Megalopidae. The record is from RefSeq and is a predicted model, not a curated record. Gene Ontology annotation, biological process: regulation of DNA-templated transcription. The coding region runs from base 82 to 801 and encodes 239 amino acids. Gene Ontology annotation, cellular component: nucleus.
UCAUGAAUAAUUAACUGAGUACUACGCUUCGAGUUCACGCGGGCUGGAUUAAAAAAUAUAUGUUUAUCCAGAAAAGUAAAGAUGGCGACGGCUAUAUAUUUGGAACAUUACUUGGACAGUAUUGAAAACCUACCCUGUGAGCUACAGAGAAACUUCACUCUCAUGCGGGAGUUGGACAGUAGAACUGAAGAAAAGAAGGGGGAGAUCGAUAAACUGGCUGCAGAAUACAUCGCCAAUGUGAAGAACCUGGCUUCAGAGCAAAGAGUGGAGCACCUGCAGAAGAUCCAAAAUGCCUACAGCAAAUGCAAGGAGUACAGUGAUGACAAAGUGCAGCUGGCCAUGCAGACAUAUGAAAUGGUGGAUAAACACAUCCGCAGGCUGGAUGCUGACCUGGCCCGCUUCGAGAAUGAGCUGAAGGAGAAACUGGAAGUGAGCGGCUAUGAGAGUCCUGACGGAAGAGCAUUGAAGAAGACCAGAAAUCUCAAGGACAAGAGAGGCUCUCGUGGUAGAGGCAAGAAAGGAUCGGAUGAAGACUCACCCAGGAAGAAAAAAAUGAAGAAUAGCCCCGAUUUUAGCGACUCUAUUUUAGCCGUCCACCCGUCCGAUGUGCUGGACAUGCCGGUUGACCCCAACGAGCCCACGUACUGCCUCUGCCACCAGGUGUCCUACGGGGAGAUGAUUGGUUGUGACAACCCUGAUUGUCCAAUAGAGUGGUUUCACUUUGCUUGUGUUGACCUUACUACGAAGCCCAAAGGGAAAUGGUAUUGUCCUCGCUGCACCCAGGACAGGAAGAAAAAAUGAGGUGCAAAUCACCAUGUUUUAAGAUAUCUUGUCAAUGCAGUAAAACAGUGUAAUAUAUACUAUAUAUAAAUAUUUUCCCAUUCUAUAUUGACCAUGGUCUUUGGGACUGUGGUCAGUUUUAAAAAAAGGUUUUUCUUUUAAAAAUUGCUGUUAAUACUUGAAAUGUGUAAAUCCUCAUCUAUUCUGUGAGUUUUAGUAUUUGGCAGCCGAGCCUAUCGAUUGGAGUUUUUGUGUAGCCAGUAAACAGCAGGGUCAGAGUUUGGGCCAGUCGUCCGCCCUCCCUGGAUCGCCCCGGACGCGGGCGCCAGCUGAAAGCAGUGCGACACGGUCAGUGUUUUGUCCAAGUUUUCCUGCUGGCCUACCUCACCGGUCAAGCUCUCGCGGCACUGCAGUCUCUGUCUCGGCCCUAAACACUGGUAGGGGAAAAAAGGGAGCCCAAGGUUUACAUCCCGUUUGGAGCCCAAAAGAAAGAAUAAAUAACUCCGUCCAUGCAGAAACUGCUUGAAUCACAUAUUUUUUAAAAAAUAUAAUUGGAACGUACAAUAUGAUGGUGGGUCCCAGAAGCCUGCGGUGUAAUUAUGUGUCAUCAUUUUUCAUGGCGAGCACUCCUGUUUUGGUUGUUGAAGUUGAUGUUUCAGCCUUUGUGGCUCCAGAUAGGAAUUUCCAUCACUGGUAGAACUAAUCUAAUUAUGACAAGGACAGUUCUGUUGUUAUUUUAGGCAUGGCAGGGCUAGGGCAUUUUUUGCACUGCUUAAAGAAUCCCUUCUGGCAAGCACAGUCGUAGUUCCCUGUGUUAAUUAACCUUUUUUUGUCUGAGACUGGGAAUGGUAUCUCCAUUUCAGCUCUAGUCUCUCUUAACAAGCUGCUUUGAUGAAUAAUUUAUUUAAUAAAUGCUGUUAAUUUGCUGUUUUGUCAGACAUGACGUCAGACACAGAAAACUGCAAUAGGAUGUAUUUGCUGGAAAAGCUUUUGUAAUCCUGUGGGAUUGUCUCCAAAUGAUUUUCAAACAGCUCCUUUGAAACAAGAAGUUUACAAAUAAUAUCAAAUGCUUCACUUAACCCAUAAUCCAAACCUACAGUAAAACGUGGUCGGUUGUUUUUAAUAUAAAUGUGUAAUAUGCAACCAAAUUAUCUUUUGACUUCUAAAUAUGAUUGCAUUGUGUGUUCAGGGGGAGCAACAAAAGCCAAACGGGCACUAUUUGCAUGGGCUGCGGCUCCUCUUCUGGCACUUUUUGCUCUCUAGUGCCUCCAGUGGUGAACUUUGAGCAGCUCCUGGUGUAACCGUCAGUCAGGGGGAUACUGUCAUCUCCAGGGCUGCUCUCUCCAGUCUCAGCCAAAAAUUAAAUUUGCUUUGACAAUGAUGGGGAAAAGGAACUUAUUGCACCUGUGCUUUAAAUACAUGCAAGAAAGAGUACUGUGUUACACUUUUCCUGUUGUUUGAUCUUGAAACUAAUACGACUAAUUUGCACUGAUUAAUUGAUGCCAUGAACCAGAAAUAUCUGUGGUCGAAACCAGUCCAACAGAAGCCCUCAUUUAGUUCAUAUGUUAUCUGAGUGUGGGCAUGGAUGCGAGCAGAGGUUUAUAGUUUAACUGUGAAGUUUUACUCGGCAUAAAUAAAGGGAUGCUAACUGUGCUAUUCGAUGUUCCAUUCUCAAUGUGCCGAGGCAUGUGACUUCUAGAGUUCCAUCAACUAGAAAAAACAGACCUGCUCAAGCGUAACCCUCUAUGUCUGUUAUAGGAGACUACUGGUACCGCAAUGUCUGCAGGAAUGUGAUGAACUGAGUUUCAGAAUGAUGUGUAUUAUAUCUUUCAUGAACGUUUGGUAAAUACUCUGAGAUACAGAAGUCAUUUGUGCAAAAUUAAUAAUGGACAGUUACUCGUGAUUUUAUUAUGAAAACAGUGGUGGUUACUCUAUGAAAGCUAUCUUGCUGUUUUUUUUUUUCUUUCUUAAAUGCACCAAUUCAUUAUUUGGUAAGUGUUGUUGUUAAUGUCAAUGUACACUCAAAGCAGAUAAUGAAGAUAUUUUUUUGUAUGUUUUCUCUGGAAAGAAACAUCUCCCUUACCUGAAAGGUCCCGUUGAAGUCCUGUUUCUGUCAUAGAGCAACUAUAUAAAACUGAAAGUAUAAUUAGACCUUUCUGUUGUGGACGAUCAGUACAUUCAUAUACAAAAGCACAGAGUGGAAUUAUGUGGAAGGUGUCUGAGGACACCAGCCUAUUAUAUUGCUUCUACAAACUAAAAUUGUCCCAAAAAUACCAUCAGUAAAGCAACCUACACAUGCUGUGUUGUGAGUUGUAUUAAAGUAAAUCUAGUUUCUCCAAAGCUAUCUGAAGAACUCUGUAGGAUGCAAGCAGAUGUGAUGUAUAGAUUCAAAUGGAUGGACAGAUUCAUGUUUUCCUGGGACCAUUUUAUUGUAAAAACCAUAUUUGUGCAGUGAAUAUGGGACAGAAUUAUGCUAUUGCUUCUCAAUGAUUGUCGCAGG